UUUCACAGAAUGGGAACCUUUGGACAGUAAUAUAGGAGGUAGAUAAUCAAAUAUUAGAAUUUUUUUUAAAAAAAAAAGCCUUUUUAAAAAAAUAUGUCUGUUGCAUUUGCUUCAGCUCGACCGAGGAGCAAAGGGGAGGUGACCCAGCAGACGAUACAAAAGAUGCUGGAUGAAAACCACCAUCUGAUACAGUGCAUUAUGGAUUACCAGAGCAAGGGUAAAACAGCAGAAUGCACUCAAUAUCAACAAAUACUGCACAGAAACCUGGUUUACCUUGCUACAAUAGCAGACUCCAAUCAGAACAUGCAGUCUCUGUUACCUGCACCUCCCACCCAGAAUAUGAACAUGGGCCCUGGAGGCAUCAGUCAGAGUGCAUCGAACCAGUCUCUCCAUUCUCAGAACAACCUGAAUGACAGCAUGGUGACUGGCCUCCCUCCCACCUCUCUCAUGCAAAACCAGAUGAGCAACGGUCCUAAUCAUGUGUCCAUGCAGCAGUCUGGACAGACGUCCCUCCCCACCACUUCCAUGAGCAUGCCAGUCAGCAGCCACGGCUCGGCCACGGGCUACAGCCACUCAGUGGCCUCGUCACAGAGCAUGCAGAUGCAGAGUCAGGGCCAGUCCAUGGGAAACUAUGGCUCCCGGACAAACCUCAACAUGCAGUCCAAUCAAGUCACAAUGAUGCACCAACAAGCCGCAACAUCCCAUUACACUUCAGCACAAGCCGGAAGCCAACACUACCAGGGGCAGCAGCCCAUCGGAAUACUGGGACAGGGUAACCAAGGCAACAACAUGAUGGCCCAGAGGCCCAUGGGAUCCUACCGGCCCUCACAGCAAGGAUCUGCUGCGCAGUACUUAGGGCAGGACGAGUUCUACGGAGAGCAGUAUGGACACAGUCAGAGCUCCAGCGAGCCUAUUAACCAGCAAUAUUACCCCGAUGGCCAUGGAGAAUAUGCCUAUCAGCAGUCUUCAUACCCUGAGCAGAGCUAUGAGCGGACCUUCGAGGAGUCGUCCCAGCACUAUUACGAAGGAGGAAACUCUCAAUACAGCCAACAGCAGGCCUCUUACCAGCAGGGCUCCACCCAGCAGCAGCCAUUCACACAGCAGCAGUACCCCAGCCAGCAGAGCUACGCUGGACAGCAGCAGGGCUACGGCCCAGCUCAAGGAGCGUCUUCACAGUACUCGGGCUACCAGCAGGGACAGGGCCAGCAGUACAGCUCCUACCGGGCUUCCCAAACUGCACCCUCCGCACAGCAACAGAGACCUUACGCAUACGAGCAGGGCCAGUAUGGGAACUACCAGCAGUAGGAAAGUAAAGCACUCCCCACUCCCCUGCCCAGCCUCUGAUGAACAGACCAACAGUUUCCCUUUUCCUCCUUUCCUUGCUUUUGCUUUUUCUUUGAGUAUUCUGUGUUGAUAUGUCAGUUUGUAUAGUAGCCUGAAGCAGAUUCAUGAGCAUUUCUUCCUCAUUUCAUGUUGGAUAUUGCCCGGUCUGUUUCCAUUUAAAACAUGUAAAGGUGAAAACAAGUCCGAAGUCACUAAUAGUCUCACUUCAAUCCUGUGAUGCUGUUUUCAGAAAUUCAGAAGAGAACUAAGCAGAAGUAUCUGCAGCUGUAAACUGGCAGUCCUAAUUUGGAAAGGUGUCCUGGAAUUCAGCUUUAGAAUUUUAAAUAUUUCAACAACAGAACUACUGAAUUAACCUGAAUUGCAUCAAACACCUAUUUAUAGGGAUAUCCCAGGUGAUUGAUAGUUGAUGCAAUCUGGGGUUAUUCCCCAGUACUAUAAAAUGCUCCAAUAAAGUUCAGCUGUGGUUUAUCCUGGUGGGGUAAAGUUGAUCAAACUGAACCAUUAAUCAGUUUCUUCAGCAUCCAUCCUGGCAGUGACUCCUGCAGGGAGAGGUGGGUCUGGGGUUGUCACUCCAUGUUCACUUGUAGCUCAGAGGUUUCGUAGCUCAGCAGCACUUAACACUGUUAGUCAGUGAUAGUGAUAGUCCUGCUAAUUUUGAGCUGGGACAGUGACUUCAAAAUCCUGUGCUCUAAUUGGCAGCAUUCUCCCAAACCAGGAUCCUGUACUUGAUACAACCUAGCACAUGUCAAACCCCCUGGUGUGUACUCAAGAAUCUGCUAUGGAUUGAGCACUAACUGAAAAGGCAGAUAUACUUCCCACUGUGCUCCUUCUUUGAUGUGCAUAGCCAGUGUACAUUUAUUCUGCUAUGAAAGGUUUUAGAGUCCUUUUUUUAACCAUUAGUUCAAUAAUAUAUUUGCUUUAUUUAUUUGAGAAUGUAUAUUUUGGGAUUCUGUAGUUCCACAUAUUUUUAUU
Polyodon spathula (Mississippi paddlefish) is the source of this 2316-nucleotide messenger RNA. Its product is annotated as calcium-responsive transactivator-like. Gene Ontology annotation, molecular function: transcription coactivator activity. The coding region runs from base 94 to 1305 and encodes 403 amino acids. NCBI's taxonomy places the organism in Eukaryota, Metazoa, Chordata, Actinopteri, Acipenseriformes, Polyodontidae. The record is from RefSeq and is a predicted model, not a curated record. The transcript is spliced from 11 exons. Gene Ontology annotation, biological process: positive regulation of transcription by RNA polymerase II; positive regulation of dendrite morphogenesis. Gene Ontology annotation, cellular component: nucleus.